GGAUGGGGGCGGAGUCCAGGGCAGGGGGGCCGGUUUGUUGUGGUCGCCAUUUUGCUGGUUGCAUUACUGGGUAAUCGGGGCCCUGGCUCGCCGUGUCCAUCGGAUACCUUCAGCCAGUGGGCAGGUCUGAGCUCGGGCCUCCCGAGCAACUUGAAAUCCCCUCACCUGCGCCCACAGGUCUCAGCGGCGGUGGCAGCCGAGGUGCAGGAUGCGAGAAGGCGCCCCCCGGCCGGGCUCCCGCUCCAGGCCUCGCUCCCCUGCGGCCCUCUGAGCCCACCAUGGCCGUCCCACCAGGCCAUGGUCCCUUCUCUGGCUUCCCGGGGCCUCAGGAGCAUUCACAGGUAUUGCCUGAUGUGCGGCUUCUGCCUCGGAGGUUGCCCCUGGCCUUCCGGGACGCAACCUCAGCCCCUCUUCGCAAACUCUCUGUGGACCUCAUCAAGACCUACAAGCACAUCAACGAGGUAUACUAUGCGAAGAAGAAGCGACGAGCCCAACAGGCACCACCCCAGGACUCGAGCACCAAGAAGGAGAAGAAGGUCCUGAACCAUGGUUACGAUGAUGACAACCAUGACUACAUCGUGCGUAGUGGCGAGCGGUGGCUGGAGCGCUAUGAGAUUGACUCGCUAAUUGGCAAGGGCUCAUUUGGUCAGGUAGUGAAAGCCUAUGACCAUCAGACCCAGGAGCUGGUGGCCAUCAAGAUCAUCAAGAACAAGAAGGCCUUCCUGAACCAGGCCCAAAUUGAGUUACGGCUGCUGGAACUGAUGAAUCAGCAUGACACAGAGAUGAAGUACUACAUAGUGCACCUGAAGCGGCAUUUCAUGUUCCGGAACCACCUGUGCCUGGUGUUCGAGCUGCUCUCCUACAACCUGUAUGACCUCUUGCGCAACACGCACUUCCGAGGAGUCUCCCUAAACCUGACCCGGAAGCUGGCACAGCAGCUCUGCACAGCACUGCUCUUUUUGGCCACGCCAGAGCUCAGCAUCAUUCACUGCGACCUCAAGCCCGAGAACAUCCUGCUGUGCAACCCCAAGCGCAGUGCCAUUAAGAUCGUGGACUUCGGCAGCUCCUGCCAGCUCGGCCAGCGGAUCUACCAGUACAUCCAGAGCCGUUUCUACCGCUCACCUGAGGUGCUCCUUGGCACCCCUUAUGACCUGGCAAUCGAUAUGUGGUCCUUGGGCUGUAUCCUUGUGGAGAUGCACACUGGGGAGCCCCUUUUUAGUGGCUCCAAUGAGGUGGACCAGAUGAACCGCAUUGUGGAGGUGUUAGGCAUCCCACCAGCCCCCAUGUUGGACCAGGCACCCAAGGCUCGAAAGUACUUUGAGCGACUGCCUGGGGGUGGUUGGACCCUACGAAGGACAAAGGAACUCAGGAAGGAUUACCAGGGCCCUGGGACACGGCGGCUGCAGGAGGUGCUGGGCGUGCAGACGGGCGGGCCCGGGGGCCGGCGGGCGGGGGAGCCGGGCCACAGCCCCGCCGACUACCUCCGCUUCCAGGACCUGGUGCUGCGCAUGCUGGAAUAUGAGCCGGCCGCCCGCAUCAGUCCACUGGGGGCCCUGCAGCACGGCUUCUUCCGCCGAACGGCCGACGAGGCCACCAACACGGGCCCGGCAGGCAGCAGUGCCUCCACCUCGCCUGCGCCCCUCGACACCUGCCCCUCCUCCAGCACCGCCAGCUCCAUCUCCAGCUCUGGAGGGUCCAGUGGCUCUUCGAAUGACAACCGGGCCUACCGCUACAGCAAUCGAUACUGUGUGGGUGCUGGGCCCCCAAUCACCGACUGUGAGAUGAACAGCCCCCAGGUCCCACCCUCCCAGCCACUGCGUCCCUGGGCCGGGGGUGAUGUGCCCCACAAGUCACACCAAGCCCCUGCCUCCACCUCGUCGCUGCUGGGAACCGGGGCCCAGCUACCCCCUCAACCUCGAUGCCUUCCCCGCCCCCUGUCACCAACCUCGCCACCACCCCCAGAGUUGAUGGACGUGAGCCUGGUCAGUGGCCCUCCGGACUGCUCCCCGCCUCACCCAGCACCUGCCCCCCAGCACCCAGCUGCCUCAGCCCUCCGGACUCGGAUGACAGGAGGUCGUCCACCCCUUCCACCACCUGAUGACCCUGCUGCUCUGGGGCCUCGUCUAGGCCUCCGUGGUGUUCCCCAGAGCACGGCAGCCAGCUCAUGACCCUGCCCCCUCCCUGGGGCCCCCCUGAAGCCAUACCCUUCCCCCAUCUGGGGGCCCUAGGCUCCCGUCCUCAUCUCUCCCCUCGACUGGAAUUGCUGCUACCCAGCUGGGGUGGGUGAGGCCUGCACUGAUUGGGGCCUGGGGCAAGGGGGUCGAGGAGAGGGGUUUGGCAGAACCCUCCCCACUAAGGACUGGACCCUUGGCCCCUUCCCCCCUUGUUUUCUAUUUAUUGUACCAAAGACAGUGGUGGUCUGUGGGGAUGAGGGGAGAUGCUCCUCACCCAGGACCCUAGGAGGGGUGGGGGCCGGUAGGGGGAGAUGGCCUUGCUCCUCCUUGCUGUACCCCCAGUAAAGAGCUUUCUCACA
Molecule: messenger RNA, 2533 nt
Organism: Elephantulus edwardii (Cape elephant shrew)
Lineage: Eukaryota; Metazoa; Chordata; Mammalia; Macroscelidea; Macroscelididae
Gene: DYRK1B
Product: dual-specificity tyrosine-(Y)-phosphorylation regulated kinase 1B
Exons: 11
Coding region: 279-2168 (629 amino acids)
Biological process (GO): positive regulation of DNA-templated transcription; peptidyl-threonine phosphorylation; peptidyl-serine phosphorylation
Cellular component (GO): nucleus
Molecular function (GO): transcription coactivator activity; protein serine/threonine/tyrosine kinase activity; ATP binding
Source: RefSeq, a predicted model, not a curated record